Haplochromis burtoni (Burton's mouthbrooder) is the source of this 2237-nucleotide messenger RNA. RefSeq names its product phosphatidylinositol-specific phospholipase C, X domain containing 1 (gene plcxd1.1). The coding region runs from base 564 to 1529 and encodes 321 amino acids. Lineage: Eukaryota; Metazoa; Chordata; Actinopteri; Cichliformes; Cichlidae. Gene Ontology annotation, biological process: lipid metabolic process. The transcript has 7 exons. The record is from RefSeq and is a predicted model, not a curated record. Gene Ontology annotation, molecular function: phosphoric diester hydrolase activity.
AUUUCACAAGUCUCUCACUUCCUCACUUCUUGUACAUAGUACGUACUGCGCGUACGUCAAGCGUGCGGUCUCUUAAUUGGGACACAGCCUCAGUGUCCGGCACCUGUACAGUCCCACAAUAAACACAGGAAGACCAGAGACCAGACGAGUCGCCCCCUGCUGGAAGCGGGAGAGAAUGUCCAUCUUUUAUGUACAGGCGUUUGAUCAGCUGAUCAAACGUCGUGACGUCUCUCCAGAUGUUUUACCUUCACGUGCAUUAUGGAGGUGAGCCGCGUGUGCGCGCGGGGCUGCAGCAGCCUCGAGGUCCUGCGAGCGGUCUCUUUAAGAGCGGAGCCGCGCUCUCGCAGCGGCGACCGGAAGCGCGCGGUCACGGCUCACCGGUAACAGACAGAGAUCUGCUGCGGAGGAUCCCAGCUUUCUCCGCGUGUCAGUCACACAUGCUUAAUGUGCCGCUCCGGUCAUGACUCGUGCACGCGCUCUCAGACCGGCGGCUCGUGGCCUUUGUCAGCGGGCUCUGCUCGCGUAAGCGGAUCUGAGACACAGAGGGACGAUCAGCAGCAGUGAUGUCCGGGCUGAGUGAGCCCAGCCUGAUGGAGCUGCCCAUGGAGAGUUGGAUGUCUCGCCUGCCAUGUGCGCUGUGGGAUGUCCCGCUGUUCCACCUGGCCAUCCCAGGCAGCCAUAAUGCAAUAACCUACUGCCUGGAUAUGGACGACAGGUCUCCCAUCGACCUCAUGCAGCCUGACAUGCUGCAGAAGCUCGACAAAUUCAUGAAGCCCCUCAUUCGUCCAUUUGUGUACAAGUGGGCAAAAACCCAGGAGUGUUGUAUAAAGCAUCAGCUGGACUGUGGGGUGAGGUACUGCGACCUGAGGAUUGCACACAGGCCCAACGACAGCUCCACACACCUGUACUUCUACCAUGGCGUCUACACCACGCUCACUGUGGAGACAGUGCUGACGGAGAUCCGAGAGUGGCUGGACGCCCAUCCCAAAGAGGUGGUCGUCCUCUCCUUCAGCCACUUCCUCGGCCUGAGCCAGGAGCUCCACGCGGUGCUGCUCACCACCAUACGUACUGUGUUUGCCUCCAAACUCUGUCCCAAAAAGGCUGAGGUCACUCUUCGUAAGCUCUGGGCUUCGGGCUACCAGGUGAUCGCGUCCUACGAGCACAGCACGGAGCGCCGGCACACUGAGCUGUGGCCGGACAUCCCAUACUGGUGGGCCAACAAAUGCAAAGCCGAGGCUCUGAUUGAUGAGUUUGAACGCAUGAAGCAACAAAACAGGAGACCAGGAGGUUUCUUUGUGACGGGGAUUAAUCUGACGGAGGACCUGAAGUACAUCUGCACCCACCCAACUGAGUCCCUGAAGGACCUGGUGAUGUCCACGUACCCGACGCUGCUCGGCUGGGUCAAAGAGCAGACGCCCGGCGAGGAGGACGGCUCGCUGAACAUCAUCGCCGGCGACUUCGUCUCGGAGAGCCGCUUCGUGCCCACCGUCGUGGCGCUGAACCAGAAGCUUCUGAAGCGGUCCUCGUGACUGUAACAAGCGUGACCUGAGGAGAACGUGAACCACAGCAUGAGAAGCACACAGGCCUUUUUGUUAGCGGUGACACAAUAAUACUUGAAUAUUUGUUCAGACAUGGACGUUUCAGCCUUUAAGCUGCUUGAAAACAGACGUUCUGGUAUUUGGACCUGCACUGUUUGUUUACACUCACCUCAUUAUUUAUGCAAUGUCGGAGGCAGCGCCGUGGCCGGACUCACGUUACGCUGACCGGAGCAAUAAUUCUACAAAUAAUCCAGUGCGUAGGCUUUUUAGAGCGGGGUCGUGCUGCGUGAGAUCGAUCCGAACCCCUCACAGUCAGCUGCAACAUGACCCUACCGUACAAGCGAGCCUUCACCUGCUCUCCCCUGUCCCACCUGCUGAUAUGAGCCUGAAAUUUACCCAGGAUGCACUUAAACUGUGACAGAUCGUCACACUGUUGCUCACAGCUGCUCAGAGAUGAGGAACAGAGUUCAGAGGUCUGCAGAGUUAAACUGAGUGGUGUUAAACACCUGGUGUCUUCUGGAUAAGAGCUGAAACAUCUUCACGAAGUCGAACUGCUGCAGUCUGAAACACAGUUUAAAUGUCCCAAAAGGUUGAUUCUGUCCAUCUGGAAGAAACAGCUCAGUGUUCAUUCAGUGGGCUGGUUUGAGUCAUUGUGCAGAGGUACUGUUUAUAAGGUUGGAGACCUGCAGUCAGCUGAGA